GGAGGAUGGGCCUGAGGGGAGGGCAAGGGAGGAGGGAGAGGAUGGGGGGGGAGGUGGCGCCUGGCGCCUGGGAGUCCUGAGGGGAAGGGCCCAGAUGAGAUGCUUCUGCAGAGUCAGCAGGGGAGGGAGGCAGAGCUUCGCGAGUGGUUAGAACUGACGACCCAGACGUAUAUAAGUGUGAGUAUCUCUGCGGUUUUACUUCCCACCACCACCGGCCCACAGCACGGCCCUCAGGAGCCCGCGACGGGGAGCAGCCCCUGGAGGAGGGAGGAGGCCGAGAUGAGUGGUGACGAGGUCCGCUUCUGCACAGACAGCCAGAGUGUCUCCCUCUGCUCCCAAGGGCUGGACUCCGCGGCAGUGACUCCUGCAGCCUCCAAGAUGCCCCGGCGUUUGUGGGCCACCCUGGCCUUUGUGGCUGUGACCCUUGUCUCCUCUCUUGUGGCUCUCUUUGUUGUGGUUCUACAGACCCCAAGACCUGCACUGGAGGCCUCCUUCCAAACGUUUCAAGCCAGGGUUCCUGGAGGCAGCAGUUCUGGGCAGUUUCCCGGGGAGCCGGACCAUCCCUACCACCUUGACAGGGUAGCAGAAUUGCAAGAGGCUGUCCAGAUGUGCAGAGGACACGUGGAGAAUUCCAGCGCCUGGAGCUUGGAGAUCCAGAUGUUGACGUGCAGAGUGGACAACGUCAGUUCUCAGAUCCAGAGGCUCGGGGGUCGCCUAGACAACGCCAGUGCUGACAUCCAGAUGGUCAAAGGCCUCCUCAAGGAUGCCCACACCUGGAGUUUCCAGACCCAGAUGUUAAGGAGUUCCUUGGAGGGGACCAGUUCUGAGAUCCAGAAGCUAAAGGGAGACCUGGAAGAGGCAGAGGCUGUAAAUUCUCAGACCCAGAGUUUCUUAAAAAGCAGUUUAGGAAACACUAGCAUGGAGCUCCGUCUGUUAAGCAGAAGCUUAGAUGAUGUCGACACGGAGAUCCAGGUGUUGAAGGCCGGGUUGGAAACAGCAAAUGCUCAGAUCCUGUUGGCAAACAGUAACUUACAGAAUGCUAGUGCCCAAAUCCAUGUUUUGAGAGGCCAUCUGGACGGCAUUGAUGAUUUAAGGGCCCAGCAGCAGGAUGUUAGACGUGGUUUGGAAGGAGUCACUAGUGAGAUGCAGAGGCUAAAGGAAAGUCUGCAAAACACGAACGCUGUAAACUCCCAGGCCCAGACCUUUAUAAACGGCAGUUUAGACAACACCAGUGCUGAGAUCCAGGCACUAAGAAGUCAUUUGGAAAGGGCUGGCCAUGAGCUUCAUUUGCUAAGAAGAGAUUUGGAAACGGCCGCUGCCCAGACCCAAAGAGCAAACGGUCGCCUGGAACAAACAGAUGCUCAGGUGCAGGUUUUACAAACCCAGCUGGAAAAUGCCGCUGCCUUAAAGCCUAAGAUUCAGGUAUUAAAUGGUCAGCUGAGGGAUGCCAGUCGAGAGAUAGAGACCCUAAAACAAGGCAUGAGGGAUUCUGCAGCCCUAAAUUCCAAGACCCAGAUGUUAGAGAGCCAGCUGCAGAAGGCCAGCGCUGAGAUCCAGAAGUUAAAAGGGGAUUUAAAGAACACCAAGACACUGACUACGAAAAUCCAGGAGAUGCAGAGUAGCCUGGAGACCCUCCGUGCAGCCUCUGCUUCGCUGGAGCAGAAACAGAGGACCCGAAAUCAACUUCUCCAGCUGAUCCUGCAAGGCUGGAAGUCCUACAAUGGGAACUUGUAUUACUUUUCUAUUGCCAAGAAGUCCUGGCACGAGGCCGAGCAGUCCUGUGUGUCCCAGGGAGCCCACCUGGCCUCGGUGACCUCCGAGGAGGAGCAGGCAUUUCUGAUCCAGUUCACAAGUACCAAUUACCACUGGAUUGGCCUCACUGACAGGGGCACGGAGGGCCGCUGGCGCUGGGCAGAUGACACACCAUUCAACAGGGCCAGGAGCAGUGCGUUUUGGGACCAGAAUCAGCCGGACAACUGGCGACACACGAACGGGCUGACGGAAGACUGUGUCCAUGUUCAGAAGAAGUGGAAUGACAUGUACUGUUCCGCGCUCUACCACUGGGUCUGCAAGAAGCCCAUGGCCGGGGUGUAGCCUGAGGGCAGGCCCGAGCUGAGGGGUCACGGCAGCUGCCAGCUCUGGGUCCUUCUCCAGGACACCGUGGGAGCCUCUGAACUCAGCUUGAUCUCUGGGGCCUUCCAUUGGGCCUUUGUUUUUCCUGAUCUGUUCCUUUUUUUUUUUAUUAAUCUUUCAAACACAUUUACCUCAUGCAACCCCGCACAAUCAACAAGUCCUCGAGGCCAGAGCCUCGUGCCGCUGUAUCCCCCUCCGCAACCAGCCUGUCAAGCAGCAGGCCCUCAAUAAAUACUCGCAGGAACAAAAGUUU
Molecule: messenger RNA, 2386 nt
Organism: Vicugna pacos (alpaca)
Lineage: Eukaryota; Metazoa; Chordata; Mammalia; Artiodactyla; Camelidae
Gene: CLEC4F
Product: C-type lectin domain family 4 member F
Source: RefSeq, a predicted model, not a curated record